Molecule: messenger RNA, 1861 nt
Organism: Ostrinia nubilalis (European corn borer)
Lineage: Eukaryota; Metazoa; Arthropoda; Insecta; Lepidoptera; Crambidae
Exons: 4
Coding region: 1322-1861 (179 amino acids)
Source: RefSeq, a predicted model, not a curated record
UCAAAAAAAUGGUAAUCUCUCUCGCAAGUUAAACGAAAAUCAUGAUCCGAAAGUUAUCCUAUAAACUUAAAAGUAUAUGAAAUAUAUAAUUACACUUACAUUUUAGGAAAUACUGCACUGGUUUCACAGAGUUUUUAAAAUGUGCACUUAUACUUUUUAAUUAUUACGUACAUGACGAACUUGCACUCGAUGAAAUCUAAUGUCACACUGUACGUUGCAUCGCGUGGAUCGUGGGAAUGUACGAGCUGCAAUUUAUAGUCCAAGAGUAAGAGUUUUAUAUAUUUAUCUGUAAACCUGUUCAUUUUAAAAUGGUUUUAAAGUUUUGUUUCGAAUUUUUGACAUUUUGCAUUAUUGUACAUUUAUGACUAUUAGACAUUUAUUUAUUGUACAUUUACUACUAUACUACUAUAAGUACUUACUCUUUCUAAUAUUGCAAAAAUAAAAUAAUCUUUUAAAUCAUUUAUUUCAUAUUUAAUGAAAAUGUAUAUCAAUAUUUAACCAAUCUGAAAAUAAAAUACAUUUUAUUCAAAUGUUCAAUAAAACAUCGAUUUAAACAUCUCAGCUCCUGGUCUCACACAGCUUACUUGCAGAUUCAGCAUUAAAUGCUUUGAAUGUGUGUGCACGACAUGUAACUUUAGAUUUUUAUUGUUUACUUCGUGUUGCAUUGCAAGUUGAAACUAAUAAUUAUUUUUAUCUUUCUAUGUGACUCAAUGGUGACUGAUACAUUAUGCUUCUACCGUUAAAUCUACCUUUAUAAAGUAAGUCAAUUUUUUUCUAAAUGACAAUGCAUUGUAAAAAAGAUGUAAACAUUGUGAGGAAAAAUAAAAUCGAAUAAAAUCGUGAGUAAAAUUAGUUGGUUUAUUAGUUUUCUGUUGGAAGCAGACUCAAAUCAAUGUAGCUUAUUACAAUUUAACUUUACAAAUAGAAUGAUGGAAAUUCGGUACUUGGAAUACUACAUAAUUAGUAUUUGACUAGCCAUUUAAGAAAUUAACCUACAUACUUUAGAUUCUGAUUUCACUUUUACUGCAACAUAGUGUAACACAAUCAUAUUUCCUUUAAACGUAACAUCAAAGUAUGGGUAAUAUUUUAAUUCAAAAGGUAAUACCUACUUGCUAGUGAUUUUUUUUUCUGUGCUUAUCGAACAUAAAAAUACGGUCCAAAUUUGUAUAUCAUUUUAUUGUUACUUUAGUUUUAACUAAUUAGCUUAAUUUUUGCUGACAAUUUAUUAUUGAUCACAUAAAUACAGAAUUUCACCGCAAAAAAUUAAUUACUUUGUGAGAUUCUUUGUGAAUAGCAAGAAACAAGCUCCCGAUUGUGCAAAAUGUCGGAUUCUGAGUACGCAUCCAGCAUUGAAGACGUGGCCCCAUUAGAGGUGGUGCCACCACCGCGCUCGAGCAAGAGCAAGUCCAAAACCAGCGCGUCGACCUCAACCGCUUCUACGCCUGCGCCUAAGCCGAGGAAGCGAAAGCCUGCCGCCCAUUCCGUUGCGAACGUUGAAGCCCUAACUAGACCAAAGAAAACGAAGAGUUUGUUUUCAAUCAUUAAUAAGGACGAGCGGGCAAGUGCGAAGGAGACAACUCGUAGCAUCGCAUCGAGCUUUACAUCGCGGGUGUCUUCGGGCCAGUGUCGUCGGACUGCAGUCACCAGCGGCGAGUUCUACAUAGAUUUGAAAGUCUACAACACCGACGAUGUUAAGAACGUUCCACCCGAGGAGCGUUACAAGAAAGCGCUUGCAGCGGUAAAACUCCAAUGCGGUGAACAAUCCCAGGAGUGGGAAGCUCUACAAAGGUUCAACCUCUUGGGUAGGACACUUGCGGAGUCGCUUGCACAAACAAAAGAACUCCACCCAACCACACAGUGA